Messenger RNA from Nymphalis io (European peacock), 4715 nucleotides. RefSeq lists its product as uncharacterized. The record is from RefSeq and is a predicted model, not a curated record. The transcript is spliced from 17 exons. NCBI's taxonomy places the organism in Eukaryota, Metazoa, Arthropoda, Insecta, Lepidoptera, Nymphalidae. Bases 450 to 4697 code for a protein of 1415 amino acids.
GAUGCGUACGCACACUUGGGCGGAUGACAAUACCGGCAAAUAUUAAAACAACAAUACCCAGUGAUCCGUUAGUCAAUUAUUUAUAUAAAUAUUUAGAUGUUAUAUGCAAUUUGUUUUAAAUAGUUUGUGCUAAAGAUAGUGUUACAGUUAUAUAUGUUUCUUAGUUAUUUGUGUAAUCCAGAUGUGUGAGCGUGCCUAGACGUAAAUUAGUGUCUAGCGAUAUCAAGUGAAUAUUGUGCGAAAUUUCCAAUUAACGGCCACAUACCAAAUUGAUAUAACAUUUCAGGCAAAAGUGAUACUAAAAUUAAUAGAAAUCAAAACGUUUUUGUGUCUACAAAACGAACAAAAGAUGCAUUCCUUUAGAAUCUCUUCCAUCUCCGAUACGAGUGAUACACGUGCGUUUAUUUUCAUUUAAAAAUAGACACGAACCGACAUCCGCAAUUUUUACGAUGGCAUCAGCAAAAGAAAGUAACGACGCCAUUGAUACCAAUGACAGGCAAACGGAAGACGACAGAACGACCAAACCAAGUCGAAGAGAUACAAAAGAUUUUUCAGAACUGCCACCGAGUGGCACUUCUCUGCAUAAAAGACGAAGAGGAGAGCCUCCCGCUACUUUAUCAGUCAAUGCGGUGCAGACACCCUCUGAUGCUGAGGGUUCUUCUCCAUGUACUGCAGGACCCACACCAGAAGAAGCAUGGACUCUCCAAGAUGGAGAUACGACGGAUCCUGAAGCAUUAUGCGAUAAUAUGCUUCUAAGACUAAAAGACCGAGAUGAUCCACUUUCGAAACGAGGUAAAGAGUUGGCGUUGCAUACCAAAGAUACAUUGGAGACCUUGGACCAACUCGAUAAAUUACUCGAACUUCUGGACCAAUUUGUUACUCUUAAAGAACACAAUUCACAACUUUUCAGAAGACUUCGUGAUAUCAAUCAUUUGAAACGCUUUCAUAACGCUCAUAAAAAGAUAGACCAGGAGAACGAAAGAUUAAGAGAUGAGACAAAAGAAAUGGAACUUAUAAAUGAAGCGUUAGACGCUGAGCUAGAAUGCGAGUAUGGUCAGGUAAUUUUUGACGCAGUGAUGGCCGGUGGUCGAAGCAUGAAAAGAACUGGGUCAAGGUGGAAAGGACAUUCUAGGUUUGGAGGAUCAUUGUUGAGGAAACAGAGAUCACGAUCAGCAGGUGGGGAAGAAAGUGAUGUAUCUCCGGGAACUCCUCUUAGAAGGAGAUCUGAUGGUAUUUUCUCAAAAGAAGUCGAUAAGUCUAAAGUUUCUAAUUGGACAAGAGUGAAAGCAGCUUUCAGAUGGGAGAAAGCACAGUGGCCACCAGCUACAAUAGGGGGAGCAGCAGCAGUGGCAGCAGGAGCCAUGGUGGGGGCGGUAGCUCUAGCCGGUUCUAGUCCAGGAUCCCUUCCAAAUCCCGAACCAAGGGAUUCAGCCAGCUUGACUCCAGGAAGUGCAAUAUCAUUGACACCGAAUUCUUCGUGCGAGGAAUUGAGAAUGGAGACAGUUUCAGAUGUGCGACGUAGAAGUUGUAUCCGUAACGAAGACCACGACAACAGUUUUUUACAAGCACCAAUUCAGGACGACAGUUCUACUUCCCCAUCUCCCAACAAACUGCACAAAAGCCCCUGGGUAAAGAUGCGUGAUAUAAUCCAAACUCACCGUGAGUCAGUCAAGAAGAAGACCAGGGUGCCGAAAGGGUCGCCAGAUGUGGUACCGUCUAGGAGACGAUCUUUAAGUGAUGGCGGUGAUAGUGACGCACCACCAGCCCUUACAUUAACGAUACCGUCUUCUGAAGAAUUAGAAUCUGAGGGUUCCCACCCAGUACUUCGCAAGCAGCGUUCUCUGGAGCUUGGAGCUAGGCCGCCUCAGCAUCGACCACCGAGAGACUCCAAGUGGUCAAGGGUCAAGCGUGCUUUCCUCACAUCCGCUUCUGCUUCAGUACCCUCAAGUCCCAACCGACAUUCAGCCUUCUUCACUGAUGGGGACACAGAGGGCGUGAGCAGCGGUUGUGAGGCGAGCGGAGUGCGGGAGGAAAUAGCGAGGGACUACGCCGCCUUACAGUCGCGUCUGCGCAGAGAAUUCUCUGACAGACGUGGCAAGUUAUAUGCUACGUCAAGACCUGUGGCGACAGAAGAGCAAUUAUCAGCGGACUUCAGAAAGAAGCUCACAGAAUGGCAGAGAUUGAAAGGUGUGAGGCAGCCUCCUCCUGUGCCUGCUCGUCAGGACCUGAGCGAUGACUUUCUUAAAAGAUGGGACGCAUGGAAACGAAUGAAAGAAACAAAUUCAGUACCUGCUUGGGAAGAAGAAGCAAAACCUGAUGAGGUAUUAGUACAAACGUCUACAGGACUCUUCAAAUUCCAAGGAAUAUCCCGCUCCUUCACUCGGAAGCUGCACGAGUGGGAAAAAUCUCGAGGCAUAGCCCCGGAAGCAUCAACAUCAGCGCUGUUGCGGGCCGCACGUACCAAGGUGAAGCUGCCGACGGCGCCGCUGACGCGCACGCAAUCGGAUGGCAGCGUCGCGCCAUCCACUGGGUCGGGCAGAGUACACGCAUCCAGUCUUAGCGUCAACGAUGCAGAUGACUUCGAAUCAGAGUAUGAGAGAGAACAUUAUUUGGAUGGUGGUGAUGAGUGUGAUGGAGGAAAUGCGCGCGAGGCGGUUCUUGUAGAAGUAGAAGCAGAGGAGAUCUGUACUGCGGCACCUCUUAUGGCGGUGUCUCCACGGCACACCGCUCAGAAGCCCAUUUACACAUACGGUCAGGCGGAAGCCAGACAUUUAUGCGAGACUAGUUCUGCUGUUACUGGCACUGCUGUAUUGCAGCCGAAUGGAGCUGUUAUUCUUUCAGAUUCCCGUUGCGUGAAGUCUAUAGAACAAACAAAGAUCAAAACAAAGACUUCCCGCGAACAGUUAACAUUUCUCGAAAGGAGUCCAAGAGUGAAGAUAGUCAAGCAACCAAGUAUAGAAGAGGACGCGAAAUUUAUUAGGAAAACAAUCGAAGAAAUCGAAAGAGGCUCCAGUCGAUGCAAAGAAAACGUAAAAUGUAAUGUUUAUAAACCAAACACGCUAUACGAAAGACCAAGCCCCUCAACGAGCAAAAGUUCCAGUAUAAAAAAUCUUAAGCAAUACGACUUCAAAGAAAAAAACGGUAGAGACAGUCAUGAUGAAAAUAAAGAUGAUUAUAAACGAAAAGAGGUAGAUAAAAGUAACGGUAAAAAGAAAACAAAAUCCCGCGCCAGACUCGAAAGAGAACAGUCAAAGCCAUCUGAGAGUGACACGGAACCUGAGGUAGAUACUGUUACCGUGGAAAUACCACGCAGACGUAAACGACCACGCAAGCCAUCUGAAAGACCUAGGACUCCACCACUUCAUUCUGACUCCGAUGGCGAGGUUUUCGUUUUGAAGCUGAAGGCACCAGAAAAUCGAGACGUCUCGCCAGAAGUAAUUGUGAAAACAACAAGAAAAAUAUUUUCGCCAGUUGUCCGAAGCGGCGAGUCCAUUCCCAGAGCUGUUAUUUCGGUAGACGUCGAGGAUUUAGAUGAAGUUAGACCUGCACCUCCAACUAGUAAAAAAUCUGAAGCCAGGUUACAAAUAGAACUAAACACAGGUAAACAAGAAAUCAAGAAGUCGAAAGAUUCUAGUGAUCCAUUAGAAGAAGAACAUAAAUCUAAAAGUAGACCGCCUCUUCCAUUAUCUCCAUCUUCUCAAAGAAAGCCUAUACCAAAAGAAACAGCGCCGUCUAUUCGUAUCAUGAUCCAAAGAUAUAAUAAGAAAAUAAACGAAGAAGGUCCACCAUCAGGGGCUAGUAGUGGUGCCUCUUCUCCAGCUUGGCGGUCACCCAAGUCUGAGAGGCGACGACCUCCUGAUAUGCCCGUUGGCGUUAACAUCAGAAAAAACCCGUUCCUCGAGAGAGAAGUGCAAAAGUCGGCGAGCGCCUGCCAGUUAUCACGACGAGACCAGACAUCAGCUGAAAAAAUUCUUGUACCUACAGAACAAACUCAAGACGGAGUAUUAAAAUCCCAUAGUGCGAACGCACUACAUCCGGAUAAGUCUAGAAGUUUUACAUCGCCGCCCAAAAUUGAUGACUGUCAAGAAACAGAAAAUCCUACCGCGAGUACGGAUACUAUCAUUCCAAACAGAGACAAAAUAAACAGAGAGAUUAUUAGUAGCGAGAAAACAGACCCCCAGCUACCAGUAUUAAGACAACAAUCAGAAUCUGUGAUUCCUACUCUGUCCAGGUUUAUCGCUAACAAUCCUUGUUAUUUCGAGAGAUCAUUAUCAACUGUCGAAUCUCUAGCUCCGCCGAGAGAGGUUGAAGCAAUGGCCACUAAACUUUCCGAAAGAGCGGCGCGGAUUAGGGCGGCGAGAGAUAAAUUCUUAUCUUCAACACCUAUGAGACGCGAGGGCACUAGCUCUGCUAGUGACUUGAGACCAGUUGAUAGAUCAAGUCGAAUUAGUUGCGAUAGCGAUGCAGGGGAUAGCCAAGGUCAUGCGCAAGAGGCAGCGCUCGGGCGCAGCGCGUCUACUGGCAUGGUCAACGUGGACAGAGAAGCUUGGCAGAGAGUCACAGAAGGUCCCCGUCGAGAGCGUCCCCGGUCACGAUUCAGCCUCGCGCGUCUGGCAGCCAAGUUGCGACGUAAAGACGAAAGUGCCGUCUCCCGCCUCUGCAGACAGAGCCUUCUCGUGCAAUUACGGAAACAAUGAAUAAAUACUGUGUAAACA